This is a messenger RNA of Colletotrichum higginsianum IMI 349063, 1392 nucleotides long. RefSeq names its product CUE domain-containing protein. The record is from RefSeq and is a predicted model, not a curated record. The transcript is spliced from 3 exons. Gene Ontology annotation, cellular component: cytoplasm. The coding region runs from base 1 to 1392 and encodes 463 amino acids. NCBI's taxonomy places the organism in Eukaryota, Fungi, Ascomycota, Sordariomycetes, Glomerellales, Glomerellaceae. Gene Ontology annotation, molecular function: ubiquitin binding; ubiquitin conjugating enzyme binding. Gene Ontology annotation, biological process: ubiquitin-dependent protein catabolic process.
AUGUCUGCCCCAAACGAAACAAACAAGACGAGCGCGCCUGAGUCACCUACCACUGUGCGCCCCUUGGAUUUAUCCGACGACGACGACGUUCAAGAAACGGGUGUGCUCAGCGGUGAGGCUCCCAACCAGAACUCCACCACCACCAACACCAACACUGCCGCCUCGUCCAACAUGGCGUCGUCGACGACCGCCGCCGAAGCGGCCCCGCCGAAGCCCCCUAGGCCCUCCACCGAGACGCAGAAGACUGAGGAUAUCCUGAAAGAGGCGUUUCCCAGCAUUGACAUUUCCGUCAUCAAGGCGGUCUUGAGAGCUAGCGGCGGCAAGAUUGACCCGGCCUUCAAUGCCCUUCUGGAAAUGACCGACCCUGAUGCGGCCCAGAACGAGACGAGCGAUGAGCAGCCGCCUCCGCAGCCCCCUCGCCCCCAGGGUGGCGCUCAGCUAUCCCAGCUCGAGGCUGACGAGCUGUACGCGCGCCAGCUAGCGGAGCACUUUGACAACGUCGGCAGCUACGAGGCCAGGACCUCGAACCGAAGCCCCGGCGGCCGCGUGCGGCGCCAACAGACCGGCCUUGAGCCCCGACCGAACGCCGAGGACCGCGAGUCUAACUUCUUUGAGGACGAACUGCCGGUUAUCCAGGAGAAACUCAGGAAGGGGUUCAUCGAGACGCAGGGCAAGGUCAACAACUGGAUCACGACGAUGAAGAAGAGAUUCGACGAGGAGUUCGCCGACGAGGACGAGAACAGCCAGCGGCCCGGCCAGGCCCAGGCCCAGGGCCAGUACGGUGCCCGGCGGCCCGGGGAGUCGAGUCGCCGAAGCGGAGACUACGAGAGAUACGAUGCCGAUCCCCAGGUCCUCAGCGAUGACUUUGCUGGUAUGAAAUUCGCCGCCGACGGAAGUAAGUUCGGCCCUCUAGCAAUUCCCUCCUUGACCGGCAUGGGCCACGUGCUGAUGGGAGAUGCAGCCCCGCUCCGUGACAACAACAGGCCGUUGUCCAACCCGGACCUCUACAAGCCCCCUCCACCCUCAAAGUCGCCCAAACCCCACGACGGCCGCAAGGUUGCAUUCCGGGAAGGUGCCGAGGAGAUUGAUGUGUAUGGCUCGUCGCCCCGGCGUUCCGCUGAAGAUGUGUCCGGAUCUAAGGCCAAGUCUAGCAAGUGGCAGCCCCUAUCGACGGUCGAUCCGAACCCCAUCAGCGACAACGACCCUUUCAGCCUGGGCGACAGCGAGGACGAGCGGGAAGCCAAGGAGAAGGCGGCUUCGAGCAAGGAUGCCAAGGACGCCAACUCGGAAGACAGCGAGAGGCUGAAGAAGGCCGCUGCUGAGGCCAUGGCGGACAGUCUGGUCGAGUCAAAGGGCAGCGAGUCGGCGGGUGCGGGUGCCAAGAAGAAUUGA